AUGUCAGACCUCCCAAAAUCCUACGCGACCCUCCAAAUCCCCCACCUCUCCCUCUCCCACCACCCCCCCUCCUCCCCCUCCCCGACCCCCGUCAUCAUCCUCACCCUCAACCGCCCGCACGCCCGCAACGCCUUCACCGACGAGAUGGCCCACUCCCUCGCCUCCGCCUACGCCCUCCUCUCCCGCGACCCCCGCGUCAAGGCCGUCGUCCUCACCGGCUCCGACCCCGCCAACAAGACCUUCUGCGCCGGCAUGGACCUCACCUCCCCCGUCCGCCUCCCGGCCGCCCGCGACGCCCACCGCGACACCGGCGGCGUCGUCUCGCUCGCCAUGCACAACUGCUCCAAGCCCAUCAUCGCCGCCAUCAACGGCUCCGCCGUCGGCGUCGGCAUCACCAUGACCCUGCCCGCCAGCGUGCGCGUGGUGUCCAACUCCGCCCGGAUCGGGUUUGUGUUUGCGCGCCGCGGCUUCAACAUGGAGGCCUGCUCGUCGUUCUACCUGCCGCGGCUGAUCGGCGCCGGGCCCGCGCUGCACCUGGUCACCACGGGCGCCGUGUACCCGGCCACGGACCCGCUUCUCCGGGGGCUGUUCAGCGAGAUCGUGCAGCCGGGGGAGGUUCUCCCGCGGGCGCUGGCGAUCGCGGAGGACGUCGCCGCGAACACGAGCACCGUUGCCGUGAGGGUGAUGCGGGAUAUGAUUCUGCGGACGCCUGAUUCUCCGGAGGAGGCGCACUUGCUUGAGAGUAAGAUCUUCUUUGACUUGUUUAACGGGAAGGAUAGUAAAGAGGGGAUGGAUAGUUUCAUGCAGAAGCGGGCGCCCAAGUUCACGGGGACGAUGGAGAAGGAUGCGCCGAGCGCGUAUCCGUGGUGGACGGAGAAAGAUGUAAAGGCCAAGAUAUAA
Molecule: messenger RNA, 900 nt
Organism: Colletotrichum karsti
Lineage: Eukaryota; Fungi; Ascomycota; Sordariomycetes; Glomerellales; Glomerellaceae
Product: enoyl-CoA hydratase/isomerase
Exons: 1
Coding region: 1-900 (299 amino acids)
Source: RefSeq, a predicted model, not a curated record